GUCACUGUUUCUUUAUCAUUUCGGUGGCAAACUUAACGUAGUAUGGCCGUCGUUUGGAAGUAUUCACAGUUUUACUUCCACAAAGAAUACGCGAUAAACAUUUCACAGAGCGAAUUACGAAAGACAUUUUUAAAUAAAUUUUUUACGCGUGUGAGAUAAAAAUUAAACGAAAGUGUUUGUUUGGAAUAUAGAAGACAGAGUAAUUUCGACCUAAAUUUUUUAUAAAUUUUGCGAAUUUCUCAGUUUUAUAAAAUUCAAAAUGUGGUUAGUCAGUCAGCCUAAUUCUGUGAUUUUGGAAGUCAAGGUGGAACCUAACUCGAUUGGACAGCAAUGUCUGGAAAAAGUGUGCGAAAAACUCGAAAUCGGCGCGGAAGCUGACUACUUCGGCCUACGAGUCUGCUCAGGGUCCGGUCCGGGAAGAUGGCUAAAUCUACGCAAUCAUUUAGACCCCCACCGCAUACCGAGCAGACGACUAGAUCUACGCGUUAAAUUCUGGGUCCCUCCUCAUCUCCUUAUCAAUGAACCCACAAGACACCAGUUCUAUCUACACGCGAAAUUAGACCUUAUCGAGGGAAGGUUGGUCGUAGCAGACCAAGAAGUCGCACGACGUAUCAUCGCUUACAUUGCUCAAGCAGAGACCGGUGACUGCGAUCCCGAUGUUCCCACACACGUGUACGCGGAAUGCCACAAAAUCGGUCCACAGGGUGAGAAACCGGACGAUCAUAUGGCGAAAAUUAUAGAAUACCAUUGUGAGAUUUCUGGUAUGAGAGCGUCUCAAGCUGAAUAUAGGCUGUUAAAAGAGAUAUCGAAGUUGGAAUCCUUCGGGGAGGAGCUGUUCUUCUGCAAGCCAACAACACAGAGCAAUAACGCAUAUAAUUUGUACAGCCAUCUCUUGUACCACCGACAGCAGGCUGAGGAACCAAGAGCGAGAGAUGAGCAGGAGAUAGACGGAGGUGCGACGGUUGGUUGCUUGGCGACGGGACAAAAUGGUGGCGGUUGUGGAUGUAGACUGAGUACGUGUGUGGGUGUCGGGCCACAUGGCAUCGUCGUGUACAGGCCAGCCUGCAACGGUGAACAUGAAAUUGGUGUGGAGAAACAAAGUAUCCCUUACACUGCAAUACACCGGGCUCAGCCUCUUCGCCGUAUCUUCCAACUGGCGUUCGUGACGGGAAAGGGUCAUGAAGCGACGAUGCAAUUCAAAAUGGCGACUUCUGGACAAGCUGCUGCACUUUACCGCGCUGUCACUGAGAAACACGCAUUCUACUGUUGCGAAACAGUUAGGACCGAUGUCACUGAGCAGUUUAUUAGAGAUCUAAAGGGUACGAUCGCCUCGAUAUUCAACGACUCGUCGACGCUGGGCCGUCGCUACGUGUUCGACAUCCGGCGCACGUGUCGCGAAGUGCACGACCGCGCGCGCCGCGACCGCCACGCGCGCGCGCCCGCCGAGCCGCGCCGGCGCGCCGGGCCUGCAGCCGAGGAGUCCCGCCAGCGCUCUCGCUCGCGCAGCGGCAGCGACGUGUUCGCUUGUCGCGUGUGUAUGGACGCCGCCAUCGACACGCUGUUCCUGCCGUGUCGACACGUCGUCUGCUGCAACGAAUGUGCGCCGCGUUGUGAACGCUGUCCCUUGUGCCGCGGCGAAAUAGAGAAACUAAUGCACAUUUUUCUACCAGUAGAAUAUCAGAAAAGUCCUGGUGUAAUAAUAAAAUAGUCAUCGCUGUACGCGGCGCUUCGCUGUAACGAAAUGGAACGAGAUUGCUGCAAGACGUCAAAAUUUUCGAACGAAAAUUUCUUUGGACGUGUCAGCCCAGUUUGCGCGAAAGUUGACAAUAAACUUGACAUUAAGGAAUGUGCGCACAGGAUUGUAGAUUGUGAACCGACUGCCUUAUUGGACAAUAACAAUGAUAAGUGUGUGUGUGAUUGUCUAGUCAGAUCUUUUGACGCGUUAAAUGUGCAUUUUUAACUAUAACUUUUUAAUGGAAUGUCGUUCGACUGAGAAGUUUGAUCACAUUCCAAAAUGUAUUCAGUAAUCCGUACUUACUUCUUAGCAUUUAAGAAUAAGUGGAGUUUAUCAAUUAUAAUAUAAAAAUUAACAAAAACGUCUUAAUACUUACAUUAUGCUAAGUGUACUUUCCUUCGUUUUAGAAGGCAAUAUAUAUCUAUCUAACUUAGACAUAUACUUGUGAUAACAUUAACAUUCUAUCUAUGCCACAAGCGUCUUCAUUUUUAAAUAAAAAGAUAGAAUAAAUUUUACCAAA
Messenger RNA from Vanessa tameamea, 2255 nucleotides. RefSeq names its product defense repressor 1 (gene dnr1). The transcript has 6 exons. Lineage: Eukaryota; Metazoa; Arthropoda; Insecta; Lepidoptera; Nymphalidae. Gene Ontology annotation, molecular function: ubiquitin-protein transferase activity. Bases 260 to 1708 code for a protein of 482 amino acids. Gene Ontology annotation, cellular component: cytoskeleton. Gene Ontology annotation, biological process: ubiquitin-dependent protein catabolic process. The record is from RefSeq and is a predicted model, not a curated record.